Sorex fumeus (smoky shrew) is the source of this 2205-nucleotide messenger RNA. It is a transcript of the gene BBS10, whose product is annotated as Bardet-Biedl syndrome 10. Gene Ontology annotation, molecular function: ATP binding. Gene Ontology annotation, biological process: chaperone-mediated protein complex assembly. The record is from RefSeq and is a predicted model, not a curated record. The transcript has 2 exons. NCBI's taxonomy places the organism in Eukaryota, Metazoa, Chordata, Mammalia, Eulipotyphla, Soricidae. Bases 1 to 2202 code for a protein of 733 amino acids.
AUGGAGCACACUCAAGGUGCUAUGGCAACGGGGGCUUCUGUGAAGGUGGCGUUGCAGGUGGCGGAGGUCCUGGAAGCCAUCGUGAGCCGCUGCGUGGGGCCCGAGGGGCGUCAAGUUUUGUGUACGAAACCCACCGGCGAGGUGCUGCUGAGCCGGGAGGGAGGCCGCCUCCUGGAGGCGCUGCACUUAGAGCAUCCGAUAGCCAGGAUGAUGGUGGCAUGUGUUUCCAGUCAUCUAAGGAAAACAGGAGAUGGUGCAAAGACAUUUAUUAUCUUCCUUUGCAAUUUGCUCCGAGAACUAAAUGCAGUGACAGACAAAGCAAAGGAUUCUUUGAUUUCCAAAAAUAUUCAGACCCACGAAAGGCAUUGGAAAAAUUGCUGUCAGUGGAAAUUUAUUUCCCAAGCUCUUCUGACUUUUCAGACAACAGUAUUAGACUACAUUAUGGAUCAAUUCUUAAGUAAGCACUUUUUGUCCAUCUUCUCUUUAUCCACUAAAGAAAGAACAUUGUGUAGGAGCUCCUUGUCAUUGCUUUUAGAAGCUUACUUUUGUGGGAAAGUGGGAAGAAACUGUCACAAUUUUAUUUCACAGUUGAUGAGUGGCUACUUUUUCAAGUGCACAUCUGGUGAAAGUGGAUUUGAGGAAGUGUUACAGUUAGUGGAUGACUGCUUUGUAGAGCUGAACGUUGGUGUAACAGGCCUGCCUGUUUCAGAUUCCAGGAUUGUAGCAGGGCUUGUGCUGCACAGAGACUUUUCUGUGUACCGUCCAGCAGAUGGUGACAUACGGAUGGUGAUUGUAACAGCAACCAUUCAGCCUUCUUUUUCAACUUCUGGAUCCGAGUUUCUUUUUAGUUCAGAAAAACAGUUUCAGACUUCUCAGCUUUGGAUUAUGCAGAAGACGGAAGCAAUAAUGCAAUAUUUACAGAGUCAGAAUGUAAAACUGAUUUUAUCUAGUGUGAAACAAUCAGACUCGGUUAUUUAUUAUGCAGGGCUAAAUGGCAUAUCAGUGAUAGAGUGCUUAUCCUCUGAAGAAAUUUCUCUUAUCCAAAGGAUCACAGGUAUUAUUCCAUUUGUACUACAGCAGAGCUCUUCACAGUGUGAAAUUGCUAACACUGCUCUGGUGAAAUUUUGCAAGUCCUUUAUCCUCAGAUCCAAAAGGUAUGUUCAUCUUGGCUUGAGUAGCACAUGUUCGUUUAUACCACACUCUAUAGUUCUUUGUGGACCCGUGCAGGGUGUUGUUGAGCAACAUAAGAAUGCUUUACAUGGGGCUUUUAAAAUGCUUCAGCAGUUAUUUAAACAAGUUGAUCUAAGUUAUGUAACACAUAUGAGCGACCAGAAUUAUGUAUCAAGUUCUUUUAUUCAUAAGAAUAGUAGAGAAAGCAGUAAGCCAUCUGAAAUUACUAAUGACUCCAUACAAACACUAUUGGAAGAUACUGCCAGAAGUAACAUGGACAAACUGAAAAAAAUUCAAACAAACUUUGAAGUAUAUUCAAAUGAGGUAGUUCCAAGGAUAGAAUUAGAAGCAUAUAAUCCAGGUUCAGCAUCAAAAGUGACAUCAACAGAUUCAUACAGGAGUAAUGAAACACUGCAGUGUUUAUCUCCAAACAAAACCAGGAUUAUUAACAACCUUGAGCUACUUAUUGAGAGUCCUUCUCUUGCUAGUUCAACAACAGAAAAUACUAGAACAGAAAUUUUUCUUGAAAAUUUACAAACCACAGAAGUUACUGAAAAAGAGAGCCUGUUGCCUCUUUCAUUUCCAGUGAAAUCUGAGUUACUGGAGGAGUAUCCUUCCCAGAAUUACAUUUUCUCAUCUAUACCAGCAGGUUGUGUUUUGCCAGUGGGUGGUAAUUUUGAGCUCUUGUUACAUUACUAUCUUCUUAAUUAUGCUAAAAAAUGCCAGCAGCCAAGAGAAACCAUGGUUGUUAGUAUAAUAGCUAAUGCACUUUUAGGCAUACCCAAAAUCCUGUGUAGGUCUCGGAAAAGAAACCACAGUUUUCCACAAAUGUAUAUAAGAGCUCUUCAUGCACUGCAGGUCAACGAACCAAUGGUAAGCAGCCAGACAGGUUUGGAAUCAGUGGCUGGUAAAUAUCAGUUAAUUAAUUCAGUUCUUCAGUGUUUGACAAAAAUUUUGACCAUUGAUUUGAUAAUUAAUAUCAAGAGACAACCUCACAAGAUCAAUGAUCAAGAUUCAGAAGAUGAAUUAUGAAAU